Messenger RNA from Megalobrama amblycephala (Wuchang bream), 4888 nucleotides. RefSeq names its product PHD finger protein 20, b (gene phf20b). The record is from RefSeq and is a predicted model, not a curated record. Bases 231 to 3323 code for a protein of 1030 amino acids. Gene Ontology annotation, biological process: regulation of transcription by RNA polymerase II. NCBI's taxonomy places the organism in Eukaryota, Metazoa, Chordata, Actinopteri, Cypriniformes, Xenocyprididae. Gene Ontology annotation, cellular component: MLL1 complex; NSL complex; nucleus. The transcript is spliced from 19 exons.
CAACAAAUGAGGAAACGGGGACAGCAGGAAAAAUUCCCUUCGCGCAUGCGCAGACGGGCUCCACCUCGCGGACACCGGCCUUGCUGCUCGCGCCGGAGAAAACAAACUGCGUGGAUGCGCUCGCGCUCAAAGCAUGCGACUUAAAGCAGUCUCCAUGCGUUUGGACUUGCUUUCUCUGGUGUCGGAGUUCAUUUAUCAGCAAUAAAGGUUGGUGACUCUGUGUGACCAGCAUGACAAAGAGCCCUCCUCACAGGCGUGGGAUCACGUUCGAGGUGGGAGCGCAGCUGGAGGCGAGGGACAGUCUGAAGAACUGGUAUGCAGCUAGCAUUGAGAAGAUCGACUAUGAAGACGAGAAGGUUCUGAUCCACUACAGACAGUGGAGUCAUCGUUAUGAUGAAUGGUUUGACUGGAGCAGUCCGUACCUUAGACCCGUGGAACGAAUCCAGCUUAGGAAACAAGGUCUCAAUGAACGGCAGAGCGCUCCAGGCUUUCAUGUCAACCAGAAAGUUCUCGCCAGCUGGUCAGACUGUCGGUACUACCCUGCUAAGAUCCUAUCCCGGGACAAAGAUGGUUUCUACACGGUGAAGUUUUUUGAUGGAGUCAUAAAGACAGUGAAGGGGAUUAAGGUGAAGCCGUUCCGCAAGGAGAGCUCUGAUGGCAAGACCAAUCAGCAAGCUCGAAAGCGGGGGGAUCAGAACGGGAAAGAAUGGAAGACUAAAGAGAACAACAACAACAGCAGAAGUAACGGCUCAAGACACAGCACUUCUGACCAGGACGGAGAGAGCGGAUCGGAAGGAGACGAAGAAGACACAACAGUGAUGGAUGAGGACAAUGUUCUCCAGAAUGGCGGAGAAAGCGAAAGCACAGAAACUAAGAUAGUUGAUGAAUCAGAGCUGAGAUCUGUUGAGCACAAUGAAAAAGAGCCCAACAAAGACAACAAGACAGAAACGCUUGAGAAUGGAGAAGAAGCAAACAAACCAGAAGAGAAAGAGAUGAAUGGAGGACCGGAGGAGACCAAAGAACUUCAAAAUGGCAUUGACAAGAACGAAGAGGACAAGAAAGAGAAGGAAGAAGCGUCAGAUGAAAGUCCCAGUCUGCCCAGAAGGACACGGAGUAGGAUGGCAGAUGCAAAAGAUGUGGAAAGGCCCAAUGGUCCAGAACUGAGGAAGAGACGUGCAUCAACAGGACAGAUGCCACCGUCCAAAAGAAGCAGAGCCAAUUCAAGCACAGAAAAAAACAGUCCAUCUCAAAUCAAACCGGUUAAAACAGAAGUCCCAGAGACUUCAGAAAGUAAGGAUGACCCAACCACUCCUGCAGGAAACGCAGCACCCACCGAAGAGGCAGAAUCUGCACCUGAUCUUGCUGCAGCACUCAAACGGCAAGUCCACCUUCCAACCACAAACAAGUACAGCAGAGAACCAUUGUACAGGGUCAUCAAAAACCAACCUCCUCCUAUCCUGUCCAUUGAACUGGACCAUAACCUAUUCAAAUGCAAGAUCGCAGGCUGCCUCAAGUCUUUCCGCAAGGCGUCUCUGCUGCACUACCACAUGAAGUACUAUCACGCACAGAGCGACCCAAGCCCCCCUCGCUGCGUCCAGACACGCACCACAGACAAACAGAACCACAGCCAGGAGACCCCUCGCAGGCGCCGCACCGUCUCGGCUUCUCACAAUACUCCCUCUCCGCUGAGUGACAGUAAGUCAGGUCACACUCUGUCGCCCCCUGCUGUCGGCAGCACGCACCGGCAGCGCUCGGCCACACUAGGCGCAGAGAGGAGCAAAGAGAACCAACACUUCAACCGCUCGCUGCAUGACGACAGAGACUGGGUUGCCAAGGAAACAGGGGUGAAAGAACGGGAAAGGCUGAGGGAGAAGCGGCAGAGGGAUUUCUUCCGCAUCAAACUGAAGAAAAAGAAGAAGAAGAAAAGGAAGUCUAAGUCAGACUGUUACAGCACUGAGGAGAGCAUUGGCCUAAAGCCUUUCCCCUGCAAUCUGAAUUCGGCCCACAAAUUGCCCCUCUCCCUCACACACCGAUCCUACACGGGACUCUGCCCCGAAAAGAUGCUCAGCCAGGGUGAAGACAGCAGCAGUGAUUUGUCUUCAGACAGUCCUGUAUGGAGUGAGGACGAGUCUGAUGCUGAGCUGGAUCUAAACAUGCCCCUCUCGGAGCAGGGUGUGGAAACGGUCUCUCACGGCUCUGAGAUUGUACGCUGUAUUUGUGAAGUGCAGGAGGAGAACGACUUCAUGAUACAGUGUGAUGAGUGUUUGUGCUGGCAGCAUGGGACGUGUAUGGGUCUGUAUGAGGACAGUGUGCCAGACAGCUACAGCUGUUACAUCUGCAGAGACCCCCCAGCCCAGAGGCAGAGUCAAAGGUACUGGUAUGAUAAAGACUGGCUGAGCAGUGGUCACAUGUAUGGCUUGUCUUUCCUGGAGGAGAACUACUCCCACCAGAACAGUAAGAAAGUGACAGCCGCCCAUCAGCUUCUAGGGGACGUCCACCGUGUGUUUGAGGUCCUGAAUGGCCUGCAGCUCAAGAUGAGCAUCCUACAGGCACAAGCCCAUCCAGACCUGAAGCUCUGGAGGCAGCCCUGGAAACCUGUAGACGGCCUACGGAGGAAGGCGGCAGGUGAUUCUGGCAUAGCUACUCCCUUCCCCCCCUCACCCCCUGAAAUGGGAGUGAACGAAUUUGAGACGUUGAAAAGCGAAGUCCCAUCACCCGUGGAGACACAUUGCUCUUUCCAGGACUCUUACAUUAGCAGCGAGCACUGCUACCAAAAGCCCCGUACGUACUACCCAGCGGUGGAGAGAAGACUUGUGGUAGAGACGCGGGGCGGUUCUGAGCUGGAGGACAGUCUUAGGAGCACUGAGGACCUACUAGAGAUGGCCGAGCAGAGGUACAGCAUGCCACUGGACCACGACCAGCACAAGCUUCAGCUGGCUGACCGCUCUUUUAGUAAGGAGCUGGAGUGCCGUAUGAAACGACUGGUUUCCGCUGAGCAGGAAAAGAGUUGUGUGGUGGAAAUCAAGGAAGAGGAGCCUGACCCUGUGACCCCUGACCCAAAGCCUGACCCUGAUCUUGUGCUGCACCAGCAGUGGCAGCUGAACCUGCUGGAGCACAUUGAAGCAGUGCAGGAUGAAGUGACACACAGAAUGGACCUUAUUGAGAGAGAACUAGAUGUGCUGGAGAGUUGGCUAGACUACACAGGUGAGCUGGAACCUCCGGAUCCGCUGGCGCGCCUCCCUCAGCUGAAACAUCGCAUCAGACAACUCCUUACUGACCUGGGAACAGUCCAGCAGAUCGCACUCUGCUCCUCAUCCUCUUGAGGGCGCCAGAGAACAUACAAACAGCUCAAACUCAAUUGAAUGCACAAUGGAGUCCCUUAAAGUCUGGCAAGAAACUGCUCUAAUGAUUACGUGUGCCUGGUUUUUGAGAGAAAACCCCUAAAUUAAUCAAGCUAAUAUUGAUGUGACAGUUUCUGUGGCACAUGCAUGUUGGAGUGACUGGUGUGGUCAGCAGUUUAACAGUGGUCACCGGUUAGAAAAGACUGAUGAAAAUCGAGGCUAACGAUAUCUGAUGCAAACAACAGUUUUUGUUUAUUCUGUUUUAUUUUUUGUAUUUGUGGAAUUUAAUGCUUCAUUGUAGCACUUAGCUGUCUGUCAUAGACUUAGUUUUUUUUUAAUUAUUAUUAUGUAAUUUCCUCUGUAUCCUUGACAUGCUAAAUAAUCAUUUUGUGUUAAUUCAUAAGUGGUCAUUUUGGACUCUUUCAGCACGUCUUUACUCUGGGUAAAGAGCUUAAGGACUCGAAUGGUAUUUUGCUGUAGUUAAUGAAAAAUGUUAAAUAUGACUAUAACAAUAUGAAAAUAUAUUUUAAUCUGAAAAUACUUGCAUUUUACUUCUAUAUUUGUACUUAAAAGUCAAGUAAUCUUGUAAAUAACCCAACCAAUUGCUUAUUCAUGUUCUUCUUUUUUUUAAAAUUUCUGAUCUAAACUGUUGUAUCUACAUUAAAGACUUCUGUAAUCUUUGAUCUGUUGUGAAUACUGUAGUUGUGGGCUUUCUGCCUAUAACCUUCUCAUUUAUGACACAAUUGAUGUCGCUUGCAUUUAAAAUCAGUGGGCUUGGUUUCCGCUGGUACAUUAAACAAGCACAGAAUGUUGUUCUCUUGCAUACUGCGUUUGUAUAUUUUUCUUUAUUUGUAUUUUUUUUUUUUUCCCCCAAUGAUUCUGAACUGUUUCUAUUUAGUUAUUAUUUUGUUGCUUUCAAGUCUACAAGAUUGUUUUUUGAUUAAGACAUUAGAUGCCUUUAAGUUAUUGUAAUUGUGAAUUUUAAGUUAUUGAUUCUGCCACCUUUUUACUUCUGUCUAUUGGUUUUCUUUUAUACAAUGCAAGUCUUGAGUAUUGAGAGAGAACGAGAGAAAAGCUGGGGUCUUUUUAGUGUUCUCGCCCUUUGGUGUUAGUUUUUUUUUAUCCCCUCUAGACUAUUACUGUUAAAAAAAAUAAUUAAAAAAAUUGCCUGAUAUCUUAUUUCAGGCCAAUUCGAGUGUCAUUCACCCUCAAAUACGCAAACUACAUUUGUUAUAAAUCUGUGAAUUUAUAAAAUCCUGCCGACGGGUAUUUGAAGGGUUUGUGUUUUGUUUGUUGUUCAUAACUUCCUCUGUACAGCUAGUGAGCAGUCCAUUGACUGCUCCUCAGUAUUGUCUAUUGUAUUUUUAUAUCUGCCCUGUUGCUUUCCAGUCACUGGAAAUUAAGUAUUGCAGUCUUUUUUUUAUGUUUAAUUUUUCCAUUGUUCGCAUCUUUUUGCAUUGGGGGCCCCUGGGAAUCUAUAAGUUCUGAGAAAUAUUGACACAUAAUCAAAAUGCCAGAAAAUAAAUGCAAACAUUUAAAUUUAAAAA